This is a messenger RNA of Lingula anatina, 3583 nucleotides long. RefSeq names its product A disintegrin and metalloproteinase with thrombospondin motifs adt-2. Gene Ontology annotation, biological process: proteolysis. Lineage: Eukaryota; Metazoa; Brachiopoda; Lingulata; Lingulida; Lingulidae. Gene Ontology annotation, molecular function: metalloendopeptidase activity. The record is from RefSeq and is a predicted model, not a curated record.
CCAACACACGCAAACUUCGCCCAAACUGGUGUCAAAUAAAGCAAAGCCAGCAGUACCAGUCUGUUUGUUGAAAUUGGUACUUGCCGGUUUCUGAAGAUGUUAAGGAUUUCCUCUUUCUGUUAUUAUGUCUUAUGUUUCAUAACGUUGCUGACUCUUGCGGUGAUUAACUGCCACGCGCGGGAUACCUUGGAGAUAGAUUCAAAAACAAAGGCGGAGUUCGUCACCCUCAGACACGUGACCGACGUCAACGAGAUAGACAGUCUCGCUGAACGUGAACUGGAGAACAUUAAAGACCACCAACAGAAUUUGCUGUAUCAAUUUAAUGCUCACGGCAAGAAUUUUGAUCUCCGGUUGGUGAAAAAUGACCGCAUCAAACCGGCAAAGAUAUCGCAGCUCUACGUAGAGGAGGACGGUAAACUGGUGACAAAGUCCCUUGGGAACAAUGACGAUUUUGCUCUUUACCAAGAUAAAGACUCCAAUGCAGCGGUGGCAGUUACCAAGGAGAAAACACUGAAGAAAGUGGAAGGUUUUGUGAUGGAGAAGGAUGCUUUUUACGAGCUGCGACACGUUGAAAAUGACAAAUAUAUGGUUUUAAGACACCAAAUUGACGAUACCGUUGCCGAACCGGCAGAAGCUAUUGAUGACGCAGUGCCAUUAAGCGUCCGUGAAGUGAAACUGGAUCGAGCUAAGCGAUCUUCGGCAGCAGACUCAAAGCUCCUCCAUUCCCUUCUAGAAGUUUUGGAGAAAGUUAACGUCAAGAGAACCGAGAAAGAAGUUGAACUGAGGUCAAACAAGGCUUUCACGGAGGGCCAUAUAGACGCCGCCAUUGAACUUCUAAUUUGCACUGAUGAUACUAUCUGGGAUUAUUUUAUGAAGCGCAAUAAUCAAGUUGCCUCGGCAGCGGAGGCCGAGCUGAGGAAAUACUAUUCGUUAAUUGCAAACGGGAUAGAUCUUCGUUACCAGAACAUAGAUGACCCAGAUUUGAACAUCUACAUUGUACUGUCAGCUAUAAUAAUUGUAAAGACCCCAGAGGGCGCCCGCUGGUUCAGUGGCAAUGUGCUUCCCGGUGCCCCAACUAAAGACGGACGUGUCCUAGUGGACAAGACAAAGGCCUCGGACGACUGGUGCAAGUACAGGAAAGAUAACUAUGAUGACCUGCCCGAACACGAUCACGGGAUGGCCUUUACAAUGCGAGAACUAGCCUCCAACGCUUUUGACACUGCUGUGGCAGGCGUAGCCCCUGUUGCGGGGAUAUGUUCACGUUCUUCCUCGUGCUCCAUCGUGGAGUCUCACGGGGGCUUCACUUCCUUCAUCACGGCGGCCCAUGAGCUUGGACACAACCUAGGAGCUACCCACGAUGGUUCCGGUACCAACACCGCAUGUCCUGCCAGCAACGGCUACAUCAUGGCGCCGACGUCGGGGGGUUCUGAUCCGAGCAGUGGCUAUUAUUUCUCCUACUGUUCUGUUGCAGAAUUUAAGAAAACCCUUAGAGGUGCCUGCUGCCUUGUAGAUGAUGGGAAUUAUGAAAAUUCAGCGGAAUAUGCAGCCAAUACUCGACGUCGUCCUGGUCAACUAUUUGAUGCUAACCAACAGUGCCAGAUGCAACACGGAGGCGGUUCCUCUACGUGUAAUGUUUUUGGAGCUGAUAACUUUUGCCAGUAUUUGCGCUGCAAGACGGGUGCUUUGACCUGUUCUCACAAAUUUAAACCACCGGCAGAUGGCACUGACUGCGCAGAUGGAAAAUGGUGUAUAGAGGGCAGGUGUGUCGACAAGAAAAUCACCCCAGCACAAAGUUCUGGUCGUAGUACAGAGAAGGAUACUACAUGGUGUCCGUACGGCUGGCCUGGCGACCUGUGUAAAGACUCCGACGCAGCUAAGAUCAACGUCGGCCUCGGUAUGGAAACGUGCGAGUCGGCUAUCAACAGGGAUGGGAAAACGUUAUGCAAAAAUGACCAAAUUAGGUCGUCCGGUUGGUGCUGUAUACAAUGCUACUAUUAUGAACAGUCACAAAAGGCGGGCAUUUGGAGUGAUUGGGGUGCAUGGAGCGGUUGCAGCGCCUCUUGUGGCAGUGGUACACGCAAGCGUUCACGAACAUGCCCUGUAGCUUUGUCGUGUCCUGGUGAUGGCACGCAAACGGAAGGAUGCAGCGCAAAAGCAUGUGGAACCUGGACAGAAUGGAAACCAUGGACCACGUGCACUGUCACGUGUGGUGGCGGAAGUCAGACAAGAUCAAGAACAUGUGAUGGUGGAAGUGACUGUCCUGGGAGCGACAGUGAAUCUCGAGCCUGUAAUAGCGACAGUUGCCCUGGGAUCACGCCAAAAUGGGGAGAGUGGGGAGGAUGGUCCGACUGCUCAAAGACCUGUGGGGGAGGAACUUUUUCUCGAACCAGGAGCUGCGAUGGUGGCGUCACGUGCAACGGGACAAACCAGGAGAGCAGUCCAUGCAAUACAAACACUUGUCCAGGCACGUGGUCAGAGUGGGGUCCAUGGACAACCUGUAGCGCCACCUGUGGCGGUGGGACGAAAUUAAGAACCCGUACCUGCAAGAACGGCGUUUGUGACGAGGGGGUUGCUGAUGAAUCUGAGCCGUGCAAUACGGCCCCCUGCCCGGCUGGAUCUGUUGACGGUAACUGGAGUGAUUGGAGCACGUGGUCUGCUUGCAGCGUCCAAUGCGGUAAAGGAGAAAAAUCACGUGAUAAAUUGUGCAACAACCCAGCGCCAUCUAACGGCGGGUUGUGGUGUUGCUACAACGGCAUGUGUCAGUUCAACAAACUUACAAACAAGGAAUCAUGUGAUGCAGGGCCGUGUGAGAAAUUAGGCACGUGGGGUCAGUGGGGAGAAUGGGCCGAGUGCAGCGCCACCUGCGGGGGAGGGAGUAAAUCAAGGACUCGCACGUGCGUUGGAGGCGAUUGCGACGAAGGUGUUGCUAGUGAAUCCGAACCGUGCAACACAGAAAAUUGCCCGGCUGCAAAAGUCGACGGUAACUGGGGAGACUGGAGCGCGUGGUCUGAUUGCAGCGUCCAAUGCGGUAAAGGAGAAAGAUCACGCGUGAAGUCAUGUGAUAGCCCAGCGCCAUCUAACGGUGGCUCGUGGUGCUGUUACAAUGGCAUUUGUCAGUAUAAUAAGCUCACCAGCAAAGCUUCGUGUGAUGCAGGGCCUUGUAUUGACGAAAAAGUGGACGGUAACUGGGGUUCUUGGACCCCCUGGAGUACAUGCAGUUUUUUCUGCCAAAAGAAGCGUGCCAAGUACUGCAAUUCUCCUGUCCCCAGUGGCGGCGGGAAGUACUGCACAUAUAACGGUUCCUGCUGCUACAAUAAGGUCGACCAACAAUCGAGUUGUUCUGAUGGGGCAUGUAUAUUUGGAAGAUAGGACACCUUCCCACACUCAUAGAUUUAGAGGGACUGCACCCAAAGCGAAAGACAAAAACUGUAAUCUUGUACCCAUCUCAUGUACAAUCAUCAAACAGAAAACACUCAGGAUUGAAUUUUUUGGUAAACUGCCCUUAGUACCAUUUGGGAAUAAGAGCUAAAUAAAAGGCAGGAGAAUAUGCAAAUGUACACAUGAAUAAAACUUAUUAAGUACA